ACAGAAAACCGAUUAGUCUCACGAAUGACAGAAGAGUGACUCCUCCUGUGCCACCGCAUAAGUAAAAGUAGUUUGCUGCGAGUGUUAAAAAUUUGGAAAACUAUCCUCCAGAUCGGAAUUUUCGUCCCGACAGAACCAGAACCAGUUGCAUUUUGCUACCCCGAGUCGUUGUGAAAACAAUCCUUGCUAACGAUGUCUGCACCAGAAGGUACUUCGAAUGGUUUUCCUAAAUUACCACCCCCACCGACGGGCAGCACCCAACCGACCGGAAGCAACAACGCCGCCGGCGUCAACCGACUGCAGCAGACACAGGCCCAGGUCGACGAGGUCGUCGGUAUCAUGCGCGUGAACGUCGAGAAGGUGCUGGAACGGGACCAGAAGCUGUCGGAGCUGGACACGCGGGCGGAUGCGCUCCAGCACGGUGCAUCGCAGUUCGAACAGCAGGCCGGUAAACUCAAGCGGAAGCAGUGGUGGGCCAACAUGAAGAUGAUGAUCAUCAUGGGCAUCAUCGGAGUGGUUCUACUGAUUAUCAUCAUCCUUUCCAUCUAUUUUUAGUCCUAACCCCAGAGAAAAACAAAAAACAGCGUCCCUCGAUACUUUACAAAUAAAAAUGAAAAGAAAAACAUCAACGCACAUUUUUUUUGCCAGCAUUGACGAUCGAAAUCUUCGCUGGGAUUUCUUUCCAUCCACGAAUCAAUUUGAAAGAGAGAAGAAGAAAAAAAAACAGAAUCAUCUAUCGUCCUUUUAGACCGUAUUAUGAAAACUGGGAAAGAAGUGUAAUCCUCGGUCGCUAUUACCUAAAAUUAGGUUCCUUCUUUUCGUCACGGCAAGGGACAUCAUGUUUUCAUCAUAGCGAAUGGAAAGCCUUUGAAGUUGAUGGUUUAGAAAUCUCGUCCGUCUCGAAUAUAGAAUAUCAUCAUUAUCCUUUCCCAGCGCUUUUAUAGUAAUAAUUACCCGUCGGCAUUCAGUAUCUGGUGAGGAUGGACAAACAUGUUAUGCAAAUCGUUUAUUAUAUUCCUUCCCUUUCACGGAAACGGUUGGGGGGCCAUGCAUAUAAUCACAUUCACGGACUUUUAACAGAGUUAACACAAUAGAAUGCCACACCCGUUCUCGGCACAACCAGGUUGAUAGAACAAAAAAAAACAAUUUGCUAUUUGUAGACUUUUAUGUAAUUGUUAUA
This is a messenger RNA of Malaya genurostris, 1180 nucleotides long. It is a transcript of the gene Syb, whose product is annotated as synaptobrevin. Gene Ontology annotation, biological process: vesicle fusion; vesicle-mediated transport. Gene Ontology annotation, cellular component: SNARE complex; plasma membrane. The transcript has 4 exons. Bases 193 to 555 code for a protein of 120 amino acids. The record is from RefSeq and is a predicted model, not a curated record. Lineage: Eukaryota; Metazoa; Arthropoda; Insecta; Diptera; Culicidae. Gene Ontology annotation, molecular function: syntaxin binding; SNAP receptor activity.